ACGCAGAGAUCAGAACUUUGAGCAGUCAGGCUCACUGCUCCGAGCUCCACUGAAGGGUGGGGGAGGAAGAGGAGGAGAGACACACUUUCCUGAGAUUUAUACACAGAGCUAAGAGGAAGGGCGGGUGUGCACAGGUGAAUGCUCUGGACCAUGAAGCCCUCUCUCUGCUGGGCCCUCCUUCUCCUCUUCAUCUUGUUCUCGGGAGCCCAUAGCCAAGACAGGCCCCCCAGAAGGCGACCUAAACCCGGGUCCAGACCCAAGCCUACACCCAGAGUCCCUCCUCCAUACAGACCUGGUCUUGAAGAGCCCACUGAACCCACAGACCUGCCUCCUCCCCUCCCUCCAGGACCCCCAUCGAUCUUUCCUGAUUGCCCUAGAGAAUGCUACUGCCCCCCAGACUUCCCAUCAGCCCUUUACUGCGACAGCCGCAACUUGCGAAAGGUACCAGUCAUCCCAUCCCGAAUUCACUAUCUCUACCUUCAGAACAAUUUCAUCACGGAUCUCCCCAUAGAGUCCUUCAAGAACGCCACUGGCCUGAGGUGGGUCAACCUUGACAACAACCGUAUCCGCAAGAUAGACCAGAAGGUGUUGGAGAAGCUGGAGAGUUUGGUCUUCCUCUACAUGGAGAAGAAUCAGCUCCAAGAGGUCCCCAUGGCCCUGCCCCGAAACCUGGAGCAGCUAAGGCUGAGCCAGAACCAAAUCAACAAAAUCCCUCCAGGUGCCUUUAGCAAGCUGGAGAACCUGGUGCUCUUGGAUCUGCACCACAACAAGCUCAGUGAUGGGGUCUUCAAGCCUGACACCUUCCAGGGCCUCAAGAACCUCAUGCAGCUCAACCUCGCUCACAACAUUCUGAGGAAGAUGCCCCCCAAGGUCCCCACAGCCAUCCACCAGCUCUUCCUGGACAGCAACAACAUCGAGAACAUCCCCAACGGCUACUUCAAGGGCUUCCCCAACCUCUCCUUUAUCCGACUCAACUACAAUCAGUUGUCUGACAAGGGGCUCCCCAAGAACUCUUUCAACAUCUCCAACCUGUUGGUCCUCCACUUGUCUCACAACAAGCUCAGCAAUGUGCCGGCCAUCAACAACCGGCUGGAACACCUGUACCUCAACAACAAUGAGAUUCAGAAAAUCAAUGGGACCCAGAUCUGCCCCAACAACCUGGUUGCAUUCCAUGACUUCUCCUCAGACUUGGAAAAUGUGCCACACCUCCGCUACCUACGACUUGAUGGGAACCAGCUGAAGCCACCCAUCCCACUGGACCUGAUGAUGUGUUUCCGGCUUCUGCAGUCUGUGAUCAUCUAACUCCCACCUUGAAGCCAACUGAACUUCUCUGAAGAGACUUGAACACCUUUCAGUCAGGGGUGGUGCAUGUCCCCACUGCCUGACCUCCAUUACCUUUUCUACCUUCUCUGGGCUUUUCCUUUCUCCACCCAUGUAGGGUUCCCUAAGGAAAGGAGGAGGACAGUUCUACAUUCCUUAUUGCACUUCCCUUCCCUCACAUGGGACUAUGAAGUCUAAGAACUUAUUCUUGACCCACCAGGUUCAAAGCACCGUUUCUCCUACAUAUAAGCACCCAGCCCAAACUUCUUGCCAGAAGCAGUCUCCUUUUCUCGGAGCCCCUCAUCCACCUGGAAGUGUCAAAUUAUAUGUGCUUUACCCAACCUCUUUCUUACUCUCUUCCACCCUCACUUACUCUCAUCCCCACCUCACCAUCCCAAUAAUGGUCUGGCCCAUGAAAUUGCAUCUAGAUUAUGGCAUCUCUUUUGAAACAAGUCUCGAAGACCUUGACCUAGGAAAGGAGAUAUGUCUUCCCAAACAGGUCUAGAUAACACCUUUUAUAGCUGCCCAUUUAGUAUUUCUAGCCCAGGAGAGAGAAGAAAUCUGUAUCAUAUCAUCUCUUCUACUGCUUUCUUCUCCCAGGAUUAUGCAGGGUUUUUAUAUCCACAGUUGUUUCCUCUUCUACUCCCCAUCGGCAUCAAGCCCAAAAUGGGAAGACAUUUGCCCCAUUGAAAUAGCCUCUUGUUUAACAGGAGUGUCAAGGAAUGGCCAAGAACUUCUAGAAAGAAGUAGAUCUGGUAUUCUAGCAAGGGCUAGUCUCAGGCAACCUCAUCCUUCCUUGUUAGCUUUUGAAAUGGAUAGAUAGUCUCAUGAUGAUGUUAGCUGAGGAUCUGUUUGCACUUUCUGAGAACUAUAGUCUGGAAACUUCCUCCCUCCUCCCAUAUGUAUAUCCUCUCACAUCUUGUGUUGAGAAAGUGUAGGAGCAGAGAAAGAGCAAUGAGUAGAGGGGAAGGUGGGAGGAGGGAAUUAUGAAGUAUCUAUAUGGAAUGGGUUGGUAGGGUUGGGUGAGGCAGAACACAGGAAUAGAAAUGGAAUUUGUGGAAGAGCAGUGCCUCCAAAUCUCCUUUGACCACCCACAGUGAGACAUCAAAUGCCUUCAAAGCACCCAAUUCUCACAUUAUUGGGCUUGGUCAUUCACCAAUGCCAGCUUCAUCAUCUGGUAUCUGUCUAUGUGGCCGUGAAUUAGCCAAAUUAACAGCUGGAGACUGCCACCACCUACCCAAUAUUUCUACUACUCAGAGUGUAGCAGAGAAAGUAAGGAGAAGGGGAAGGACAACUGGAUACCUCCCAGAAGCCUCUUCCAUCAUGUGGAAAUGAACCUCCAUGUCUAAGAUGAGACACAUUAGUGACACCUAGUGGUCAGUGGAGGUCAGUGCUGUGAGCUCCAUUCUUUGACAGUACUUUUGGUCUCUUGUUCUUUGUCAUGGUCAGUUAGUAUAAAUGCUGGUGAUUUCUUUUUUUUUUUAAGGGUCUUGGCCUGGGACUAGGUUCUGACUUCAAAGUGACAAAAGAAGAUAUGUAUCACAGCCUCCCACCAUAUCCACAUCAUGGAAGGCCAUGGGCAUCUUUGAGCAUUGGCUCUUCCUGCUUGUGAUUGUGACAAGCGGUCAGAGGUGAUCACAGAGAAAUGAUGCCUAGCAUGAGAGUCAAGUUCUGGCAGAGGCUUCAAGGUCAGAGAUAUCUUGUCAGAAUAGGUUCUGUUUUACUAGCACUGAUCUUGUAACACCAGCUGGGGAUCUGAGAGCUCCAGUUUGGGGUCCAUUUUUUCAAUCUGUUUAAGGAUCUAUUUUGAGAACCCAUUAUAAAAAUUCAGUUGGGACCUAGAGGAAACUAAUUAAAAAUCUUAUCUUUCCCCUUUCAUGACUGAUUUUUCAAUGGGAUAGGCCCUAAGCUUCCAUUCCCCUUCUCAAUAAUUUAUUCCCUCUUCCCUUGCCUAAUAAGCAUGUUCCACUCUAUGGGCCUCUCCCUCCCACUUUCUUUCCUUUCUUCUUGUCUGGCCCCCAGAUUAAAGGCCUUGGCUGGUCUCCAAGGUAUACCUAGGGUACUGACAAGAGCACCUCAGUCUUCCUUCCUUUGGAAAAGAUACUUCUCUCCUGGUUGUUACUAUCUCUCCUAGGUUUUUUUGUUAGAUGGUCUUGCUCCACCUCUUUUAGUACAAAGCUGUUUUCCCCUUUGUCACAUUACUCCAAGUGGGCUUAGGUUAUUCUGUGUGUGUCUCCCUCCUUUUCUCCAUCUUCCCACUACCACCAUCUCCUGAACUCCCCCUGUCAAUGGUGUUUCAUGCACACUUUGAGAAAUCAUUUAAGUUCUAGAAUAUUUUUAACCUCCCAAAACCAAACACCAUCAGCUUUCUCUUCUUCUCUUAUCUAUGGCAUUACUCACUCAGAGUUAUUUCUUUUACCAUUCUUUCUCCUCUAUUUGAUAAGGGGAAGAUUGCAUUUUUAAUCUCCUCAGAGACUUUCUUUCCACUGAAAGCUCUCAUAGGUAAUGCCUGUGGCAGAAUUACCAUUCCAAAUUCCUUAAGUAAGUCAUUUUAACUCUCCAGACUUUGUUUCUAAUGCAAUCCAUGAGUUGAAGAGGAUCUGAAAGGUCCUCCAGUCCAACCACUGUGUCAAGAUUCCAUAAGCUCUGAUGCAGGAGCACCUCAAGAAGGUAUUGUUAACAAUGCAUCUGUCAUUGAUCUCAUAAAAGAAUCAUUAUCUCUCAACUUCAUCCUUAAGCAGCUUGAAGAACAUCCUGGUUCAUUUCAUGAAGCAAUGAAUCACAAACAUAUGGGAAACUAUCCAGGAAACACCAGAUCAACCCUUUAUCUUCAAGCCAUACUAUUCUUCCACUGAGAUCUCAUCUAACUCUCAUCCUCUCCCUCCUAUCAACUAAGCCUACUGUGCAGAUAUUCAUUUUGUAGACAUAGUACUAAGGCUAUUCAUUUUAGGAAAACUAGUCCUGCAGGCAGUCUCAAAGUGGAAAAGAGGCUAAUUAGGACUAUUUGCAGGAGCUACUGACUUCCUUGUCCUACACCUCAACUUCCCUGUCUUCUUGAUUGUGGUGGUACCCUUAUGGAAAGGUGAAUCCCCUCUUUAGGAUCUCAUGUUCAUCUGUCCUUUGCUUGAAUACAUCUGUCAACAAAAAACUGAGUACCCAUUGUCUUUUCAGAUUGCUAUAAUUGCCUAAAAAUUCCUCCUUUUCUUGAGCUGUUCUGCCUCCUUGUGAUAUUCAUGGGAUCCUAGUUCUGCCCUCUAGGACCAAGCAGAAGAAGUCCAAUCCCUCUUACAUACAAGGUCCUUCAAACAUUUGAAAAUAGUUGCCAUUCUCUUCCCCCACCCCUGAAUUCUCUUCUUCUGUCUAAGCGUCCCUACUUCCUUCAACCUUUCCUCAUAUGAUUUCAUUUUGAGUCUUUCUACCCUCCUGGAUACCCCUCUCUGGACACAUUAUAGUUUGUCAGUGUGCCUCCUCAAAUUCAUCAUCCAAAACUGAACCUAUUGUUUCUAGUGAGAUCUGAUGAAGAAAAGAGUAGCAUAAGGGCCAUCACUUCCCUUCUUCUGGACAUAAUGCCUUUCUUGAUGCAGUCCAAUGUCCCAUUUCAUUUUUUGGGCUAGCAUAUUACAUCAUUGACUCUCAUUGCCAUUCACUAAAUCUCCAAAUCUUCACAUGAGCUGCUACAUAGUCAUGUCUAGCCCAUUUUGUACCAAAAUGGAACACUUUCUAUUUUUCUCUAUUAAAUUUCAUGUUAGAUUUGAUCUAUUAUCACAGUCUCUUGAGGUCUCUUUGUCUCUGCUUUUAAAAACACAAUGCAUUUGCUUUCCCUCCCUGUUCAUAUCCUCAGCAAAUUUGGUAAGUAUCCCAUCUAUGCCUUUUUCCUUGUAAAUUUGUUGAACCAAACAGCAUCAAGGACAGAUCCUUCUAGCAAGCCACUUAAAAGAUUUCUUCCCAUGUUGACAUCAAUCCAUUAGUCAACACUCUUUAGGUCUGGUCUUUGAGUCAGUUAUAAAUUCACUUACAUGUUCUUUAGUGAGCCCACAUAUUUCUCAGUCUUGUCUACGAGGAUAUCAUUAGAACCUUUGUCAAAUGCGUUGAUGCAAUCCAGAUAUGCUGUCAUGAGGAUCUCCUGAUCUACCAGGCUAGUUAGUAACCCUGUCAAAAAACGAGAAUGACAUGAUUUGUCCUUAGUGAAUCCAAACCUGGUUCAGCUGACAAACCUAUACAUUCAAUACCCUGAGAUAUACUUUUGCCAGGCCUUGGACACUGCACUUACUGGUCUAUGGUUUUCGAUACCAACCUUUUCCCCCUCCUUUGUGAAAACUGGCACAUUUAAUCAUCGCCAGUCAUAGCACUUCUCCUAUUCUCCAUGACUCUUCUAAGACUAUUAAUGACAAUCACACACACAAGAAAUGUAAAUACUCUAUGCUAUAACUGUGCAAAGAAAGUGUAUUGUCUUGUCUGGAAAAUGGUAAGGUUGGACUAAAUGAUUUCUAGUGCUAAUAUUUACCCAUUCUAGAAUCUACUUUGGCUCUGGGUUUUAAAUAUUCCUUUGGUUAGAUCUAUGAUUUAGGAUCAUGGGGAUUGAAAAUUCUAGAACCAUAUAUAAUAUUAAAACUGCAUGGGGCCUUAACGGUCACCUUGUCCAUUUCCCUCAUUUUGUCAUUGGGGAAACUAAGAGACUAAAUGCCCUGCCAGUGGUAGUUGGUGACAGAACUAGAAUUAGAAACUAGUUCUCCAGUACUCAUUAUUGUUACACACAUCCCAUCCUCCCCACCCCCUCUUGCCAUUUUUAGACAUUUUCUUGGUAGCCUUUGGUGUGGGCAACCCACCUUUUUUCAGGAUAGGAGGGCAAACUUCUAUAACAGUAUUUGUGAGCUGCACCUCUGCUCUCCUUCCUAGCAACACAGGACAUCCCCAAUUCCUUUAACUGGGCUUGAUACCACAGGGAUUUAACCAAAGUGGGAUCAAAGAACCAUGCUUAUGAAUCCACCCUGCUUUCAUGCUUUCUGGCCAUAUACUCAACCCUGCAGAUAGUAGGUAGUUAAUAAAUGCUUGUGGAUUGAACUUAUAGUGAAGUGAGUGUAUCCCAGCACCUGGUUCUCACUGCUUCUCAUCCCAGUCAGGAGGUAGUACAGAUUGGAUGUCUAGUCAUACGGUAAUGGGAGCUACAGGCUUUCAGCAUCAGGCUCCUCUCCAUAUAACUUAUUGAAAGUGUUUCCCAGUGAUGUCCCUGCCCUGUUCUCUUUUGCCAUCAUUCCAUAGUCUGUCCGGGUGACACUCAUUUUGACCCUCAGCUCUGUCUUCCAACAGAGCCCUACCUUAGACACCAGAGUGGAGAUGAGUGGAGGUAGAGGAGGGGAAGGAUUAUGAAGGAGAGGCUGUGACUCUGUACUGUGAAGCUCCAAAUGUGAUGGGGAUAGACCACAGAGGAAGAGAACAUGUCAAUAUUGAGUUGUGCAUAUAGAACACACCUAUCACACACACACACACACAAAACAAGUGGAAGUUAAUAUUGUGAAUAGUCUAUAAGCUUUAAUCAAUAACUAUUUAUCAUAAAGAGCAGCCACUAUAUUUGUGACACUGAACUAAACCCUAAGGGUAGUUAAAGACAAUUCUCAAAACUUAAUCCCUGCCUUCCAGAGGUUUCUAAUGUAUCUCUCUUCUUUUCUUCUCUUCAUUUUAUCUCCAUCUCCUGUCCUCUUUGGUGAAUCCAGAUGCCAUUUUACAUAAGACCUCUUCCCCUGGCUAUUAAUUAAUUAGUAGAUUAAAUUAAUUAGUAGAUUAAGUAAUUUACUCUUUUGGUUCCAAUUAGUUCCUCUAAGAUUCCUGUUUAAAGUGAGCACAUUACUGUGGAUAUAAGCAGCCAUGCUUCUAUGGCUAGAUCAAGGCCCUUCCCUUACACAUGACUUUUAACCUCUGUCCCUCUCACUUGGUGGUCAGGUAAGCACUACUCUUGUGGUCCCCAGGAGGAGGGAAGGAGGGAUCUCUACAUGUCCCAUACAAAUCAGAGCUGAUUGAUUUGAGCAUAAACAUAAGCCUCAUGGCACUAUACUCUUUCUCCUCCUCUUUUUACUCCUCCUCCUCUUCCUCCUCAAUUUGUGCCCUUGUUCCCAAUGGCAGUAGCAAGCUGGACAGCCUCAAAGAUAAGCUUACUUUAGAGCCAAUCACAUCUAUUGCUUUCUCUCAGAUGCCUUUCACCUCCACAUCUUUGUAGACAAAAGCCUCUAUGCUGUAUGUAUACAAAUAUAACAUGUGCAUGUACUUAUCCAUUGUACGUGUAUCCACUCUUGAUCAUGUUAACUUUGUGGAGCUUUUUUCCCUUCUCAUAUUUUCCAUAUGAGUGGAAAUAAAACUGUAUGAAAGGAA
Molecule: messenger RNA, 7683 nt
Organism: Trichosurus vulpecula (common brushtail)
Lineage: Eukaryota; Metazoa; Chordata; Mammalia; Diprotodontia; Phalangeridae
Gene: PRELP
Product: proline and arginine rich end leucine rich repeat protein
Exons: 3
Coding region: 139-1302 (387 amino acids)
Cellular component (GO): extracellular exosome
Molecular function (GO): protein binding; heparin binding
Source: RefSeq, a predicted model, not a curated record